This is a messenger RNA of Salvelinus sp. IW2-2015, 3171 nucleotides long. RefSeq names its product methyl-CpG-binding protein 2-like. Gene Ontology annotation, cellular component: heterochromatin; nucleus. Gene Ontology annotation, biological process: negative regulation of transcription by RNA polymerase II. Gene Ontology annotation, molecular function: methyl-CpG binding; chromatin binding; double-stranded methylated DNA binding. The record is from RefSeq and is a predicted model, not a curated record. Lineage: Eukaryota; Metazoa; Chordata; Actinopteri; Salmoniformes; Salmonidae.
AUGAUAAGGUGUGUGUGUGUGUAGUUCAUAACAUUUCAACCAUACGUAUAUUUUGCCCCAGUGGCUUCUCUUGCUGGCUGCAUCAUUCUAUAUGCCUGAUAUAGGGCUUGGUUUAGGCUAGUUCCUCAGCCAGUAGAUGUAUCAGUCCAGUCCUGGUGCAUUUUCCAAACUGCUAGUAAUGUAAUAUAUGUUUCACUAUGAGAGGAAACAACACAAUAACAACAACAAUCCCCCAAAGUGAUGUUUUUACUACACUUUUGUGAAUUAAUGUAGGUUGGGUUGGGGGGGAGCAAGCUGAGGUUUCGAAACUUAUCUGGGACUUUGAACUCUUGUUUAAAAUGUCUUUAUCAGCCAAAGAUAGCCAUUCUAGAUAUUCUGAUCUGAUGAGAUCAUGUCUCUGCUCUGCCUCUUCCCACUCAUGACUAAUGUUGUCUUCCACAGCAGUGAGGAGAAGAGUGAGGACGCCAACCAGAAUCAGAGCUCCAAGGACCUUAAGACACACAGCAAGCCCAAGAAGGUGAGGCGGGAGAGGAGGGAUGUGGAGAAGGAGAGGCUGGAGUCUUCAUCCACCACCAUGUCCUCCCCUCCUCAUCCUCCAGCCCAGCAGCCCUGUGCAGACCAGGAACAGCUCCAGCUAGCCGAGGCCGAGGCGGGGCCCUCAGAGCCCAUGGUCGCUGCAGCUGGUGAGGCCUCGGGUCUCUCUGAGUCCUCCCCUUCGCCCAAACAGAGGAGGUCCAUCAUCAGAGACCGAGGUCCGCUCUACGAUGACCCCUCUCUACCCCAGGGCUGGACACGUAAACUCAAACAACGCAAGUCUGGACGGUCCGCCGGGAAGUUUGACGUCUACCUGAUGAACCCAGAAGGGAAAGCCUUCCGAUCCAAGGUGGAGCUGAUCGCCUACUUCCAGAAGGUUGGGGACACCGCCACCGACCCCAACGACUUCGACUUCACCGUAACCGGGCGUGGCAGCCCCUCCCGCCGCGAGAAGCGACCCCCGAAGAAACCCAAAGUGGUGAAACCGUCGGGGAGGGGCCGGGGCCGGCCGAAGGGGAGUGGAAAGCCGCGCCCGGCUACGGAGGGUGUGGCGGAGAAGAGUCCCGGGAAGCUCCUGGUGAAGAUGCCGUUUGAAACGUCCAAGGUAUCCGAGGCAGCUGGGCAGACAUCGGACCUGGUCGUAGUCACCAAGAAGCGCCCAGGACGGAAAAGGAAAGCGGAGAUACAACCGCAGACUGCUCUGAAAAAGCGGGGGUGUAAGCCAGGGUCGGGGGUGACUGGGUCGGCACUGUCAGCAGCUUCUGGGGCGGCGGGUUCCAGUACUUCCUCCUACGCAGCGGCUGCUAUCAUGGCUGCAGAAGCUAAGAGGAAAGCUCAGAGGGAGUCUUCCGCUGAGCCGGUACAGCAGACCGCUCUGCCCAUCAAGAAACGCAAGACUAGAGAAACUGUUGAGGAGAUUAAGGAGACUCCAGCCAUCACCACGCCACUGCUCGGGGCAGGAACUGGGAUGGGGACAGGGAAUGGUGAUGGGGCAGGAACUGUGAUAGGGAUGGGGACAGGGAGUGGUGGUGGGGCAGGAACUGGGACGGGAAUAGGGAGUGGUGGUGGGGCAGGAACUGGGAUGGGAAUAGGGAGUGGUGGUGGGGCAGGAACUGGGAUGGGAAUAGGGAGUGGUCUGGCUGUGGUGGCAACAGAAGGGACAGAGCAGGGACAGAAGUUGCCAAAGAGUCCAGGGAGGAAGCACAAGGACAGUCCCCUGACAGCAGCGGUUACCACAGGGGCCAGUGGUGGGUCGAAAAGUUGGCCCAGUGGAGGCAGCAGUAGUAUCACUACUCCAAAGAGCCACAGCCACAAGAGGAAAGAGCGUACGCCGCACAAACACCAUCACCACCACCACCACCACCGUCACCAUCACACACACUCCUCUGUAGUGGAGGAUCAUCCUCCUCAACCCUCCCAGCGGCCCCCUCACCACCACUUCCCCGGCCUGACUAUGGGCCUGGUCUCCCAUACAGCCAGGGCCUCGGUGGGGCCAGGGGCCCUCCAACAGAACAAGCCCCAGGACCUGAGCACCUCUAGGGGGCCCUGCCGGGCCAGCAGCUGGCCAGAGGGCCACACCACGACCAGAGGAGAGAGGGGAGAGAGGGGAGAGGUCAGCUCGUCUGCGGUGGUAGUAGUGGGAACGAGUGACACCAGAGGCAACAGAAAUCGAGCAGACGAGGCACCGGGGACAGUGGUAGGGAGGGAUUUGAGAGACAUUGUACCUUCCUCAGCAGUACCGAGGCCCAGCAGAGAGGAGACCGUCUCUGCUGUGCCCAGGCCCAGCCGGGAGGAGACGGUCACUACUGUGCCCAGGCCCAGCCGGGAGGAGAUGGUCUCUACUGUGCCCAGGCCCAGCCGGGAGGAGAUGGUCUCUACUGUGCCCAGGCCCAGCCGGGAGGAGAUGGUCUCUACUGUACCCAGGCCCAGCCGGGAGGAGAUGGUCUCUACUGUGCCCAGGCCCAGCCGGGAGGAGAUGGUCUCUACUGUACCCAGGCCCAGCCGGGAGGAGACCGUCUCUGCUGUGCCCAGGCCCAGCCGAGAGGAGAUGGUCUCUACUGUGCCCAGGCCCAGCCGAGAGGAGACCGUCGAGUCUCGGACACCGGUGACUGAAAGGGUUAGUUGACUGUAUGUUAGGACCCCUGUCUGUAAGGAGAAAAGGAACCGUGUAGAGGAGCAGUGGGUUUUAUAAGACAACAGAAAAGGACGUGUACAUAGAAACACAAGGCAGCUGUUGGUUGAUUGUUCUUUCUGUGGGUUGGGCUGUUCAUCUGUUUAUUGACAGGUAGCGCAGCUUCCUGGUCAACCCACAACAGAUUGCUUCCUGAUAAAUGAACGUUUUUUCUUUUCUUUGUUUGGUCAUUGUCUUGUUCUCUGUUUUGUGCUUUAAACCUGUUGUCAUCUGACCCCGACCCCAGAAGCCUUUUGCUUAAAAUCUCACAGGAAGUGAAGGACCUACACUUCCGGUGCCAUCAUCAGAUGGAAACCACGGUAACCACGAUGAUGACUCAUAAACCUCAGUCAUUCAGUUCUUCACUGUGGUUUUUAAGAUGGCGUAUAAAGAAAAACUGGGACCGAGGCAUGUGUCCUGUCUGUAGUUUCCUCACAGUUGGUCUUUUUCCAGUGUUGUGGCUAGAA